This is a messenger RNA of Phycodurus eques (leafy seadragon), 4495 nucleotides long. RefSeq names its product estrogen-related receptor beta (gene esrrb). Bases 432 to 1874 code for a protein of 480 amino acids. Gene Ontology annotation, biological process: regulation of DNA-templated transcription. Lineage: Eukaryota; Metazoa; Chordata; Actinopteri; Syngnathiformes; Syngnathidae. The record is from RefSeq and is a predicted model, not a curated record. Gene Ontology annotation, cellular component: nucleus. The transcript is spliced from 8 exons. Gene Ontology annotation, molecular function: nuclear steroid receptor activity; sequence-specific DNA binding; steroid binding.
CCUGUGGAAAGAGUCAUUCCUCUCGCUGGUGCUCGGUGCUCUCAUGCGCUCUCCAUCUCAGUCCUCAUCCCACCACUGCCUACAUCUCACUCUCUCUCUCGCUCUCUCUCACUCUCUCUCUCGCUCUCUCUCUGCCCCUCUCGUCUCACUCUCUGUCCUACACACACAUGCACUCUCAUACAAUCAGAGACGAAGUCUUCUUGCCACACAUCUAGACAUAAACACAUACACAACACACAUGUCCUCUUACUCACACUCGCAGCCACUCAGUCCAUCAGAGUCCACCAUACCUGUGCAGGCUGGGGAAAGCGCUGCUGGCGGGGGUUUUCGGCGUCUCUGAGGGUGCUCUGCUGUCAUUCGGGAGAAGAAGCAGCUCUCUAUCUUUUCCUGUUUCCUCUUCCUCUCAUUCCUGGAAUGCUAAAACUGGACUGAUGGACAUUUCAGAACUUUGUCUUCCAGACCCUCUCAGCUAUCAUAACCAGGCUUUGUUGUCCAAUUCAUUAGAGAGAUUCCUGAGUCCACUGGCCACGCUGGAGCCUUCUCAUUUCUGGCUGCUGAAUAGAAUGGCCGCUGAUGACCGGCACCUACCCUCCAGCUGCGGGUCCUACAUUAAAACAGAGCCAUCCAGUCCAUCCUCGGUCAUUGACACGGUCAGCCACCAUAGUCCCAGUGGCAAUUCUGACGCUAGUGGUGGCUAUGUCAGCACCAUGAACAGCCACUCCAAUGGCUUGGACUCACCACCUAUGUUCACCCCCGGCGGGCUCGGAGCAGGCACCUGCCGCAAGCGCUAUGACGACUGCUCCAGCACCAUCAUGGAGGACUCAUCCAUAAAGUGCGAAUACAUGUUGAACUCCCUCCCCAAGAGGCUGUGCCUGGUCUGUGGAGAUAUAGCUUCGGGGUAUCACUAUGGUGUGGCCUCUUGUGAGGCCUGCAAAGCCUUUUUUAAAAGGACAAUACAAGGCAAUAUUGAAUACAGCUGUCCUGCCACAAAUGAGUGUGAGAUCACAAAACGGAGACGCAAAUCAUGUCAGGCUUGUCGCUUCAUGAAAUGCCUCAAAGUGGGGAUGCUGAAAGAAGGUAAGAAGAGGGUUCGCCUGGAUCGAGUUCGAGGCGGCAGACAGAAGUACAAGAGGAGGUUGGACACUGAAAACAACCCAUACUUGGGCUUGGCGCUCCCCCCUCCUACCAAAAAGCCUCUCACAAAGAUAGUAUCUCACUUGUUGGUGGCAGAGCCAGAGAAGAUCUACGCCAUGCCUGACCCCACCAUGCCGGAGAGCGACAUAAAGGCUCUUACCACACUGUGCGACCUGGCUGACCGUGAGCUGGUUGUCAUCAUUGGCUGGGCCAAGCACAUCCCAGGCUUUUCCACUUUGUCUCUGGGAGACCAGAUGAGUCUGCUGCAGAGCGCCUGGAUGGAGAUCCUCAUCCUUAGCAUCGUGUUUCGCUCGCUUCCCUACGAGGACGAGCUGGUGUACGCCGAAGACUACAUCAUGGACGAGGAGCACUCACGGCUGACGGGCCUGCUUGACCUCUACGUGUCCAUCCUGCAGCUGGUCCGCAAAUACAAGAAGCUCAAAGUGGAGAAGGAGGAGUUUGUCACCCUCAAGGCCAUUGCUCUUGCCAACUCAGACUCCAUGCACAUAGAGGACAUGGAGGCGGUCCAGAAGCUGCAGGACGCUCUGCACGAGGCCCUGCAGGACUACGAGAGCAGCCAGCACCCGGAGGAUCCGCGGCGGGCGGGAAAACUGCUUAUGACCCUGCCCUUGCUGCGGCAGACGGCCACCAAGGCUGUGCAGCACUUUUAUAGCAUCAAGGUGCAGGGCAAGGUGCCCAUGCACAAACUGUUCCUGGAGAUGCUGGAGGCCAAGGUCUGAUUCUCGGAGCUGCUUUUAGUGCUGCACAUUGAGACUUUUUAGGAGCAAGAUUUUGGGGGUGCUCGGGAUGGGGGAGACCUCAGCUUGGCGAGGCAGCACACAGACUGACCUCCCUCCUUCUGCAACACUGGGACGCAAUCUUAAAAAAAAAAAAAAGAACCAGAAGCAAACUUGGUUGUUAAUAUAAAUAAGAAUGAUGAAGAAUAAUUUAAAAUAUAUAAGAAAUAAUAUGUACAGUAAUAAUUUGUUUUGUUAAUUGUUGUUGGUCAUGCUCCCAGGUGUCCCUCAGCAUCUUCAGAAAAAUAGAUGCCAGUAACAAGAAAAAUGAUUUCUUUCAUUGAUUUUAUUCUGACGGCAGCAGAGGUGUCAACAACAACACUCACCACUGUGACUCUGUCUGGGACAUGUACAGUAUAUAUUUAUUACUAGAAGACUGAGUGUACAGUUUAAUGUCUGUUGAUACUGGUGGCCAUUUUCUCUCACCCUCCGCCCGCAGGGAGGGGAGGAAAACAAGAACUUCUUAAAUGUGAACUGUUAACAGUUCAAAUGUCCUCGGACAUACAGUACAGUACCUCUCAAGAACAGUUUGAUCUGAUCCGUGUCAGAGUGGAAGGCUUGUUUAACCAAACUAGCAUAGGCAGUUACACUAGUCGGUAGUCUUCUUCUGUAGUGAUUCAGCAAUAAAUGACGGUGUGGGAACCUUCAUCUUUCAUGUGCUACGUUUCAACGCUGCUGUUGCCACAAGGCCGUGCCUGCUCGCUUAGUUCCAUCGCACACGUAUGCACAGCGUUUCUCCUACUCCUCCUCGUGUCAGCCAUCGAGCCCCAAACGUAUCCUUUUUAAGCCAGUGAAAGAUGGGCUGAGCUAACGGAGUCUAUAGGUGAAAGCUGAUCAUCACUUUCAAAGGCUUUCUGUAGAGUGGCACCAGUCCAGGAGAUUCCAUGUUCAAACAAUCAGAGGCCCAUAUGUCAAAGCGCUCUAUUUUGGAACCCUUUAAGCUUGUGGCAGAGUCAUCCCCGCACACUGAGAGCAAGGUGGCCAGCAUCUGCUCUCACCAUCUUAGACACCUUCUGUCUUUAAAUAGCUGUGUCGGCAUUUAUAGAACCUGGACCAGACCAAGGUAAACGGCAGGUGCAGAGGCACUUCGCACCGGGUUUAUAUUUAAGCCCGCAGGAGGUUGUCGUCUGCAUGGCAGCGGGCACGUGGGCCGCUUUUUAACCCUCAUGUAGACACAGUGGCCGGUGCCGAACGACACCGGCGGCCAGUGGCUCGCUAUGAGAGCGGGAUGGCCGAGCUAUGCAAGAAACAAAGUGUCAGCAUACGCCAGAGGGUAACAGCAAGCCAACAGAGUGCCACUACAAGGUGUGAACCCUGCUGGGAGAAGGAGAUCUUAGGCUCCCUUUAGCUUCAUGUCUAUUACGCCCUCUGUGAGCUCCAGUCCUGUCCGGUCCAGCUCAAUUGCGAGACGUGCGCGUUUAUACUACUGAAGGAUUUUUUUUUGGGUGACAUGAUAAACGGCGGUGCUGUCACAAAAAUAUGAUACUGUGAUCAAAGGAGUAGAGACGGUGACUGUCGUGCUCACAAUAGCAAUGCCCAGCAAUUUUCCAGGUUUCACAGUACCCUGAGGUCCAUGUUAAGAAGACAGACCACCCCCUACUUGCCAAUAAACCUCCCAACUCCAUUGUAGAGUAACACUGUAAGUCCGCUGGCUGUUGUGCAAUACAUCAUGGACCACCUCUGAUUGAAACCAUCAGAAAAUUUCUAUUGCUAAUAAAUAACAUCCUGAAUCCCUCUAAUCAAUCACAUAUAACCUGUAUAUCAGAUUAAGAAGUAUAUUUACUUUGCUCCACUGGCAAGAAACGUUUGUGCUUGUUUAAAUAAAACUGCAUUAUACAGGAAAUCUUUUUUUUUUUUUUUUUUUUAAUAAAAGAAAUACUUUUGUAGUGGAUAACGAUUAGACAACAAAAAAGGUUCCCUUCUUUUUUCCCCACCUUGUAAUGCGGCUCUGUUUAACGUCAAAAUGUCUUACAGUACAAGCUAAGUGUGUAAAUAUAUCAGCCUUCAGUGCAGUAGGUUGCCGAAGUACCAUUGAAAAUAAAGUAUGCAGCGCCCUGCUGACUACUACCUCAUUAUCAUAUGUCAAUAUUUCUCUGAUUCUGCACCCUUUUAUCAUCUUUACAUGUCUGUGACCUAACCUGAGCAAUCCAUGUUUUUUAUCCUCCCUCAGCGCUCCUGCCAAAUAUAUUUGGAACUGUAAUUGAUAACCGUCCCAUUCAUUGUUCACUGAUCUGUUUGUAAAGGUAACGCAUGCUUCACGUUGAUCACAUGACUUUACCGUCACCCCUCCCACUUACCCCCAUGUUAUCCAUGAUGGUUACUAAGCGGGUAUGUGUGUUUCUUUUGUUCCUCUUUCCUUUGAACAGUGUAUCACAAUUGGUCUCUCAGUGAUGGACUACAGACGGGGGCAGGUGACUGACUCCCUGCUCCUGCGUGACUGAGUAUUUAUGGUGUGAAAUAUAUCAUUUGCAAUGGUGUACAUUUGUUAUCUCUGGUCAUUCAAUCGCCAGUAUCUGUGUCCAUUCUGAUUUUCAGUAAGGUAAGGGAUCAAUGAAUUAAAUAUU